Messenger RNA from Condylostylus longicornis, 1188 nucleotides. RefSeq names its product transcription termination factor 3, mitochondrial (gene mTerf3). Lineage: Eukaryota; Metazoa; Arthropoda; Insecta; Diptera; Dolichopodidae. Bases 70 to 1188 code for a protein of 372 amino acids. Gene Ontology annotation, cellular component: mitochondrion. Gene Ontology annotation, biological process: mitochondrial ribosome assembly; regulation of DNA-templated transcription. The transcript is spliced from 2 exons. Gene Ontology annotation, molecular function: double-stranded DNA binding. The record is from RefSeq and is a predicted model, not a curated record.
UGUACAUGGCUUAUGUUUAUAUUGGAAUCUAGAAAAAACAAAAUUUAAUAUUACUGAUUAUUCAUUAAAAUGUUCGUAUCGAAUAGUUUGAAGUUCAUUAAAUUUAGAUUAUUUAUUAAAGAUUACUUAAAAUAUUGUGAAUUUCGACAAAUUAAACACAUUCAAACCGAAAAUUCGACUAAAGCAGUAUUAAACGAUAAAGAUACUCUUUUGGAACCGUCCAAAGAUAUCGCAGAAAAAAAAUUGAAUACAAAUAUACCAAGCGAAUAUACUGAAUUCUUAGAUGAAACGUCUCUAUCAAAAACUGAUAAACAAUCAUUAGAUUUAGCCCAACAUAUAUCCGAGCCGAAUUAUUUGGGAACAUUCAACUUAGCCGCUUAUUUAAAUAAAUCAGAAACACUUCAGCAACUUCAUAAAUUGGGAGUAGAUUUCAGUAAAAUUGAAAAACGAAAAGGUAUAGGUCAAUUUGUAUUGCAAUUAGACUUCGAGAAAGAUAUUAAAUCACAUUUAACUUUUCUUAAUGAUGUUGGAGUACCAGCCAAUAGUUUUGGAGAAUUUUUGACAAAGAAUCCUUUAAUAUUUAAAGAAAGCUUAGACGAUUUGCAAACACGUAUUAAUUAUCUAGAAGUGAAAAAAUUCAAAACUUCACAAAUACAGAGAAUUUGCACACUAAAUCCCUAUUGGCUUAUGUUUUCUACCAAAAGAAUAGAUAAACGUUUAGGAUAUUUCCAACAAAAUUUUAAAUUAACAGGACAUGAUGUCAGGCAUUUAGCGACAAAAUUGCCAAGAUUGAUAACGUACAAAAUGGACCACAUACGUGAAAAUACAUUUUCAAUUAAAGAAGAAAUGGGAUUUGAGGGUGAAGAAGUUAAAUGUUUAUUACUUAGUAAACCAAAGCUAUGGAUGAUGAAUCGUGAAGAAAUUGUAGAAAGAUUCGACUAUGCUCAUAAUAAUAUGAAAUUAUCUCAUGAACUAAUUUUAUUAUAUCCACAUAUUUUGACAUCUAGACUUUUUAGAAUAAAAGAAAGGCAUAAAUUUUUGAAAUAUUUGGGUAAAGCACAAUACGACAUGAAUGAAGGUCAAUUUAUAUCACCAAAACAAUUAGUAGAAGGAACAGAUGAAUAUUUUGUUAAAAACAUAUGUAAUAGUAGUAUGGAAGAGUACGAAAAUUUUUUAAGAACAUUGUAA